CCUCCUCUUUCAGAACCGGAAGUGAAGCCGCUGGCCUCUGGGAAGCAGGAAGCGCCUUCACAGGCUAUUCCGAGAGAGUGAGGCGCAGUGGUUGGGACGCCAUGCGGUUCCCUUGGCCGGACUGGGCGGAGUAGCGGCUCUCUAGGCAGGGCUGCUUGCCCUGCCCUCCCGCGGACUGGUUCGUCAAGGGUCCCUUCGUUCCCCAGCCAUGGGAGCCGAGCAGAGCGCGGAGGCGGAGAGCCGGCCUCACGACCACAACGCCUCAGCAUCCCCUUCACCGGCCAAGCAGCGAGCUAAAAUGGAUGAUAUCGUGGUAGUGGCACAAGGGACUCAGUCAUCACGAAAUGUCAGCAAUGACCCAGAUGUCAUCAAGUUGCAGGAAAUACCAACUUUCCAGCCCCUUCUGAAAGGUCUUCUCAGUGGGCAGACAUCUCCUACAAACAUUAAACUGGAAAAGCUAGACUCCCAGCAAGUGCUCCAGCUCUGCCUCCGGUACCAAGAACAUCUUCAUCAGUGUGCAGAAGCGGUUGCCUUUGACCAAAAUGCGUUAGUCAAGCGGAUCAAAGAGAUGGACCUUUCGGUGGAAACUCUUUAUAGCUUAAUGCAGGAGCGCCAGAAAAGAUACGCCAAAUAUGCAGAGCAGAUUCAGAAGGUCAACGAGAUGUCUGCCAUCCUCCGCCGCAUCCAGAUGGGCAUUGACCUGACCAUCCCUCUGAUGGAGAGGCUGAACAGCAUGCUGCCAGAGAGUGAGCAACUUGAGCCUUUUAGCAUGAAGCCAGAUAGAGAGCUCAAGCUGUAAAAAUCCACUGCAGCCGUUGCUUUUAAGACGAGGACCAUGGCUUGGACAUAACUGCACUAUCCAGAGAAGGUAGAGGGGAGAUGGCACUUUGGGGCUAAGAAGAAAUGGAUUGUCAUUUAAAACUUGGAAUACAGCAUUGUUUGGAGCAUAUUUUUUAAAAUUUUCCUUCUUGAAUCUACUCCCCCAAAAUGGUUUCUUUCUGCCCAAUAAAUGCUGCCUUAAGAUGUUGAUUUUCAAUUCUGUACCCUCAGGAAACCCUUUCCAUAUGAGUUUGCAUGCAGAAGAGCCUUGGUUAGUGUCUACCACAGUUUCAAGUUGCAGAGGUAGAAAAGAGAAACUUCUACUCAUGGACCUACUCAGAAAUAGCAAAGGGAAUCUUUACGAUGCUCCUGGCCCUCCCAGCUAGAUAGAUUACUGAAAUGGGAGGAUUCCCUGCUUGUAUCUCAAAAUGAAGACAGCAGUGGGAAUAUUUGCUUAGUUCAAUCGAAAAAGCCAGGAGUGGUCUCUGGUGUUUUUCCUAAUGUACACUAAAAGAACACUUAUACGGUUAGUGCUAGAGUCCACACAGCUUUGUCUCCCCACAUGGGAAAGCAGAAAGAGAGAGAGCAAGGUUGAGUCACUGGAAUCUCCAGCCAGUGCUAUAACCAAGGAGCCUAUGUUGGGUCAUAUCAUGAUAGUAGUGGCUUUACCAAGACCCCAUACCUUCUUGCUGACAAAGGAUUGCAUGGAUGGAAACCUGGCCUAGCCCUCAAAACUGGUUUCCCACCACUUGAUUCUGGGACAUACUACAAAAUAGUUGUUGUUCAAGGUUCUGAAGACUAGUAACAAAUAAACAACUUUCUAAACAUGUUACUGAUAUUGCACAUCUUCCUUAUAAUGUAGAGCUUCUAUACAUUAUUAACUGAGCUGUAGAGUUUGAUUCCCACUUAGGGUCUACUAGGCCUAAGAAAUCUAGGAGGUACUCUACACUAAACGAGUGUGCUCCAAAAUCCAUUCACAGGGAUUCAACCAUAAUUAAGAGAGAUUGCUUUGGGAAAGGUUUACUGUGGACAGGAGGUUUUAACACUAUCUUGUAGGGCAUACCAUCCAUUCACACAGAAGAAAGGGCAAAUCUGUAGUUUCACUUUUGCCUCCCUUUUAAACAGAAAGUUGCAGACUCCCUAUUUUGCCCUUUGCAAUAGUUCCAUCCUUUACAACAGGGAUCCUCAAACUAUGGCCCAGGGGCUGGAUACGGCCCUCCAAGGUCAUUUAACCGGCCCUCGCUCAGGGUGAACCUAAGUCUGAAACGACUUGACAGCACACAACAACAACAACAAUCCUAUCUCAACAGCCAAAAGCAGGCCCACACUUCCCAUUGAAAUACUAAUAAGUUUGUAUUUGUUAAAAUUGUUCUUCAUUUUAAUUAUUGUAUUGUUUUUAAGUGUAUUUUGCACUACACAUAAGAUAUGUGCAGUGUGCAUAGGAAUUCAUUCAUGUCUUUUUCAAAUUAUAAUCUGGCCCUCCAACAAUCUGAGGGACUGUGAGCUGGCCUUCUGUUUAAAAAGUUUGAGGACCACUGCUUUACAACCCAUGAGAACCACUGAGUUGCAAGAAUGUGUUUACCAGACAGCAUUGUGUUUUAUGAAAAUGCUGUAGGAUCGGGGAAUGAAGAUAACUGCUGAUGGCACUCUUUGAAACUACCAGCACUAUUGAAAGGAUGGUAAGUAGCAGUAGGCAAGGAAGUCUUGUUUGACAUUAUUGAUCACUUGAUUGAGGAUUAAGUUGGCUUUUUGUUCUAUAGGGUUAUUGAGUUUUAAUAUUUAUGUGUUAUGGCGACAAUUUUUAUGCUUAUAUUGUUUUGUUGAUCCUAUGGUUAUGUUGUUUACUUUGUAUGUAUUGAUGAUGCUACUUGGAAACCGCUCAGAGUCCCCUCGGGGAGAUAGAGCGGUAUAUAAAUAAUUUUUAUUAUUAUUAUUAUUUUUCCUCUCAAACUAUAAGACUGUGAGAGCUAUGCUUUUCCCCGAAUGAAGGCCUUCCAUGUAGAAGUGAUUAUGGGCUGCUUGGUCCAUCAUAUCAUCAUUCUGCAUCGUCCUGUCCCCCCGUCCCCCAGUUAUGAAAGGAAGGAGUGCUUCCUACAUACUUGCUUCACUAAAAGAUUCCUUCCAGACUUCAUAAGGCAAGGUCCCUGCUUCAUCAGGAGCAAAGGACAUUUUUUAGUCCAGGUCCAGAGAAAGCUGGAAAAGUGUUGUCAGGGAGCAGUUAAUACAUAUGAUUGUUUGUUCCUGAGGAGUGCCACCAGCAGUUGUCUCCAUUUCCCAUUCCUACAGCAUUUUUACAGCUGAACUAACAUGAUGCUCUCUGGUAUGUUUAUGUACUGAUUGCUUGCAACAGUGGUUUUCAUGAGUCCGUUAGAGUCAAAUUAUUCACUUCCAAAAUAUUGCAAGUGCUGAUCAAAGCUCCACUGCAGUAUUUAAACUAAUUCAUUGUAUCCGCAAUACCAUUUUUUCAUGUUGGGUGCACAAAUCUAAUAUGGACUCCCUAUCUUAACAAGCAGCAGGAAUUAGAUGUGGGUUGAGGACCAUGCUAGGGAUGGGAAACAAGUCUGUAUUUUUAUAGGCAUGAUUCAGAAACAGUUGGGAGAAGCAACAGCCACAUACCAUUUGUAGAUUUCCAUGAGGGGUGUGGAUAUUAUGAACCACAUCUGUCAAACUCAAGACCCACUAUGUCAUUUUAUGUGGCCCUCCAGAUGCUGGACUACAACUCCUGUCUUCCUCAUCUUUAAACACCAUGGCCAGAGCUGAUGGGAGUUGUGAUUCAGUAACAUCUGGAAGGCUGCAUUUUGUUCUGUUUAGUCAGGACAGUAGGGUUUGAAUUUAGAUACAAGGCUUGUGGAUAUGAUGUCUGACUUUAAAAUGUCCCUUAACCACAAUUGCUGUUGGGUUGCCCUUCCCAUCAUCCCCAGUCCACAUGGCAGAUAAUCAAAAGUGAUGGGAGCUGCUGUUCCAUAGCACCUGAGGGCCUAAACUAGGUAAAAACUAAGAAGCACUUAAAUUUAAUUCUUCAUUCAUGGAUUCAACAGCCCUUUGAAGGCAACCAUAAGGCUGAUGUGGCCCUCGACAAAAAAGGGUUUGACACCUCUGCCAUCAGAUCUGCUUGGUGCACAUCUGGAAAGCCUAUUUGGACACAAGAUAACAUUUUCAUUUUGCAAUUGCAGCCACUGUUUCUGCAUGUAAGCUGUUCUACACAAUUACAUAGAAAUAACAGUAGCUUGUGAGAAGGCCUGGAUGUUUUCUGGCUAUAAUUCCAAAAUGUUAAACAGUUCAUAUACAGCGAUUUCCUAAGUGUAUUGUGCACCACUCUGAGAUUUUUUUGAUUGUCCGUUCAGGCAUAUUGGGCAUGAUCUUAGGUGUUAAGACUCCAUUCCCAGAAAAAAGUUAUGAUUCUUGUAACUAUCCUGUGUUUUUAAAUGAAAAAAUAACAUGCUCUACAAUGUGCACAAGAACCUUUGGGGAUCCUGUGAGUGGUUCUUCAAGAGAGCUGUAUUAAAUGAUAUUGUAAAUAUGAGAGUUCAAAGUGUUGACAGUCUAUAUCCUUGAAAAUGAGAGCAAGGGAAAUGGGUGGAAAGCAGGCAACUUCUUGAAAGAUCUAUGCAAGAUGGACAGUAUGUAUUAUUUUUUCUCAUUCAUGUAAUGCAUCUGUAAAUGUUCCAGUUGAGUCUUGCAUUGAAUUAUGUUGCACUGUGCACUAUACACAUGCUGUUAAAACAGUAUGUGAUCUCUACUUGAAAUAUUUAUUUCUUUUUGUUAAUAAAGGGCACGGACCAUCC
Messenger RNA from Anolis sagrei ordinatus, 4604 nucleotides. It is a transcript of the gene BORCS5, whose product is annotated as Bprotein-1 related complex subunit 5. Gene Ontology annotation, biological process: organelle transport along microtubule; positive regulation of anterograde synaptic vesicle transport; lysosome localization. Lineage: Eukaryota; Metazoa; Chordata; Lepidosauria; Squamata; Anolidae. Gene Ontology annotation, cellular component: cytoplasmic side of lysosomal membrane; synaptic vesicle membrane; BORC complex. The record is from RefSeq and is a predicted model, not a curated record.